Messenger RNA from Morone saxatilis (striped sea-bass), 1518 nucleotides. RefSeq names its product calcium-activated potassium channel subunit beta-3. Gene Ontology annotation, biological process: potassium ion transport; detection of calcium ion. Gene Ontology annotation, molecular function: potassium channel regulator activity; calcium-activated potassium channel activity. NCBI's taxonomy places the organism in Eukaryota, Metazoa, Chordata, Actinopteri, Moronidae. The transcript is spliced from 5 exons. The record is from RefSeq and is a predicted model, not a curated record. Gene Ontology annotation, cellular component: voltage-gated potassium channel complex; membrane. Bases 1 to 834 code for a protein of 277 amino acids.
AUGUUCUUGAGUACAGCUUCUCCCCGGAGAUCGUUCACCAUCCCCAUUAACAUCAACCUGCAGGGUGCUCGGAGGCGGCAGACACGUCCAGAGGGAGACCCCUGCACGACAUUUCAAGAGCAGGACUGGAGUAGAGGGGUGGAUGGGCGUGGAGGGCAGCGAGCUCGGAGCCAGAUGCCAGUGUCAAGCGUCGGGGAGGACAGAGCCAUCCUGCUGGGCUUCACCAUGAUGGCCUUCUCUGUGCUCAUGUUCUUUGUGGUCGGGAUCACUACAGUCAAACCCUAUAUUAACAGUAACUGGGUGGAGGCCAGCUGUGUUCUGCUAAAGACCGAAAUCCUGGAAGAGUGGGUGGACUGCAGAGAUGUGAGCACUGUGCCUUGCCUCAGGGUAAAGGUUAACCUCACAGGUUCCAAUCACACGGCUUUUCUCCACUUUGACGAGGAAUUGGUCCUCCUUGCUCUUGAGUGUUUCUAUAUACCCAAAUGUCGAAUGGACAGAGCAGAACUUCAAAAGGAAGUUGAGAAAGUGAAGAACAGCUUGGACGCUCAGCUGGAGAGGACCUCAUUGUGCUUCACUGACCACACGAGGCACCCCGGGGACACAAUCUUGAACAGGAAGUACACCCGUGAGAAGGCCCUGUUUGCAUUGCUGUGGCCCUGUCUGAUGCUGGGUGGCGGAGCUCUGUUGGUGGGCCUUGUGAAGCUGACUCAGUUCUUAGCCCAUCUCUCCUCUGAGGUGUGCAGUGAGACUGCAGGGGGCAGGCUGACAUCAAGACACACUCAGGGCAAACUGUACAGACUCCUCCGGAGGUCCAGCACGCAGUCUCCUUCAUGACAUAUUCAGUGUUUGUUAUGCAUCAGGCCAAAAAUACCUAUUUUAAUAAUAUAAUGGGUACAUAAUGUCAACCGGGGCCAGUGGGUAUAAAACAUAUAUAAAGAAUAAAUGCCUACGUGGAGAGAAUAGGUCGGAUUAUUUAAAAUAAAUCUUAAAUCUUUAAUAACAAAAAUCUUAAAAACCAGCUGUGGUACAUGCACAGAGGCCACACACACCUUUGCAAUGAAAACGUAGUAAUGGCAAAUUCAAAAUAAAUUCAUUAAUCAAAUUAAUAACAUGAUUCAGUAUAAAUACAGUACAUUUCCAACAUGUUAAUGUGAGUCCUCCUAUAGUAAGCGCAUUUAUAUAUAUUCUGAAAACAAAAUGGCAGAAAUUAAAAAUGAAGCUUUCCCCCUUAUAUAAACUUGGAGGUGAACUUCUUGUUUGUUAAAUCAACCUCUAAGUUCUCUUUCAGAAAACCAGAAACAACUGAGCUUGUCUAUGGUUAAAAUACAAAACUUUUAAAGGGCCUCAGGAGAUGGUUCUCUUUAAAUGGCUCCUUCUUCGACUUCUAGAGAAAGUCUUGUUUUGCUGGCCCCCAGUGCUUUAAGCAAUGUGGAGUUCACUCCAGGGUGUCAGUAGCCAACACUGUGACAUCACUGUUGGCUGUUGUUAGAGAUACAACAGAGCACAUUUCUGACUACU